CUGUCUCUGCUUUUAGGCCUUAACCGGGGUGAUUCUCAUGGAGGGGCCGAUGGAGGGGUAGAAUUUGUACUAUGUAAGUUUUUUGAUACUAGCAAAUGAAAAUUAUCGGCCACAUUCCUGGUUGUGACUCAAUUCCAAGCUUGUAAGUUGUAAGUCCAUAAGUUACUUGUAACUAGGACCUGCCGUAGAGCACCCACCUACAAAAUUUGGAGUCACAUACCCUUUUUUUUUUCCUUGUCAAAUUCAUGCUCCGGGCAGUUUGCGCUAUUGGAACAUCUGCGUCGAGCUUGGUCCCCGCAAUUCCCUGUCGAUUCGCUCCUCGGUGGUCUUCCAAGGCGGUUGGAAUUGUCGCAAGGCCAUUUUUAGGUACUACACUUAUCAGUAGCGCUUAUAGGCAUUCAGUUCAAACUGCAAAUUCUAACUCAAGAGGCUUCGCUACCUCGCAGCUGACCUUAUACCCUCACGACGACGCAAAAAUGACGACGACUGCUACUACCCUCAAGGGGCAACCCUUGGAUCGUCCUGCCCUGGACUCAAUGCUUCGACGACGAAUGUUCUAUACCCCGGCGUUUGAGAUCUAUGGGGGUGUUGCUGGUCUCUACGAUUAUGGUCCGCCCGGUUGUAGUCUCCAGGCAAACAUCAUUGACGUGUGGAGGAAGCACUUCGUACUUGAGGAAGACAUGCUGGAAGUUGACUGCUCUGUGCUGACUCCGCAUGAGGUUCUGAAAACAAGUGGCCACGUGGAUAAGUUUGCCGAUUGGAUGUGUAAAGACCCGAAGAAUGGCGAGAUCAUCCGAGCCGACCACUUUGUCGAGGAAAUACUUGAAAACCGGCUAAAGGGAGAUAAAGAGGCUCGCGGCCAGAAGGUCGAGGAAAAGGAAGAAGACCCCAAGAAGAAGAAGCGAAAGGCAAAGGGCGUGCAAGAAGCCGUCAAGCUGGAUGAUGCUGUGGUUCAGGAGUACGAGGAAAUAUUGGCCAAGAUCGACAACUACAAUGGCGAGGAGCUCGGCGAGCUGAUCAAGAAAUAUGAUCUCAAAAACCCAGCCACUGGUGUCCAACCGUCGCCACCUGUUGCAUUCAACUUGAUGUUCCAGACAGCCAUCGGUCCUAGCAGCAAUCUUCCCGGUUACCUAAGGCCAGAAACGGCACAGGGGCAGUUCUUGAACUUCUCCAAAUUGUUAGAAUUCAACCAGGGACAGGUACCAUUUGCGUCAGCGUCCAUUGGCCGUUCUUACCGAAACGAAAUCUCGCCUCGAGCUGGAUUACUCCGUGUGCGAGAGUUCCUAAUGGCGGAAAUCGAGCACUUCGUCGAUCCCGAGGGCGGAAAGAAGCACCCACGUUUCCAAGAAGUUAAAGAUAUCGAACUAGUACUUCUAAACCGCACAACUCAGCUAUCUGGUAAAACGCACGUUGAAAAGAUAACCAUUGGCCAGGCGGUGGCUGAUGGCAUUGUUGACAACGAGACUCUUGGUUACUUCAUGGCCCGAAUUCACCUGUUCCUCAAGAAGAUUGGUGUUGAUCAAUCUAAGAUUCGUUUUAGACAGCAUAUGGCGAAUGAGAUGGCUCACUACGCUGCCGACUGCUGGGAUGCUGAACUACUCACUUCUUACGGCUGGGUGGAAUGCGUUGGAUGUGCAGACCGUAGUGCCUAUGAUCUAAGCGUCCACGCCAAGAGGACCGGUGCGCCCCUUAUUGUUCGCGAGCAACGAGCUGAGCCGCUGGUUGUCGAGGAAUGGGAGGUUGAGUUGAACAAGAAAAAAUUCGGUCCCCAUUUCAAGAAAGAUGGCAAAACGGUGGAGGCUGCUGUUCUGGCGACUACGCAAGAACAACGAGAAGCACUCGCAAAGGACCUGAACGAAAAGGGAAGCAUUACUGUAGAAGUUGCUGGUGUCGGCGACGGAAAGGUCGAGAUUCCGAAAGAUCUUAUCACCAUCGAGCGACGCACAAGAACUGAGCACGUUAGGGAAUAUACACCUAACGUCAUCGAACCUUCUUUCGGUAUUGGCAGGAUACUUUACGCCCUUAUGGAACACAAUUUCUGGACUCGAGCAAGCGAGGGCGGCGAUGAAGCGCGUGGCGUUCUGUCGUUCCCACCAACGGUGGCUCCCACAAAGGUACUGAUUGUUCCACUGUCAUCGAACGAACAGUUCAAGCCAAUUUGCUAUAAGCUGUCGCAACGGCUUAGGAAACUUGGAAUCUCUAGCCGCAUUGACGAUUCUUCUGCGACGAUCGGAAAGAGAUACAGCCGUAACGAUGAGCUCGGCACACCCCUUGGUAUCACGGUGGAUUUCCAGACCGUUCAAGACAGCACAAUCACUCUUCGGGACCGUGACUCAACUAAGCAAGUCCGUGCGGACGAGGACAAGAUCAUUGCUGCGAUUCAGUCCGUAGUUGACGGCAGCAAAGAGUGGAAAGAUGUCCAGGCCGAAUUACCCGCCUUCGAAGGACAGGAGAUCGAAGUAGCUAGUCGUUAAUGUGGCUCGUACAUAUUAGAUGCUCCAAAAUACCAACCCGUUAAAGAGGUAAAACGAGUAGGAGGCCUUAGUUACAAGUAGGGUCAGAUAGAAGCCAGAUAGAAGAUGGAUCUUAAAAAGAAAGGCUUGUUACCGAUUCUCGUUCUCAGAUGCAGUUUCAACUGUAGAUCUUGGCCACGUGCGGGUUCCCGCCAGACUAACAGGGGGCUAAAC
Messenger RNA from Daldinia caldariorum, 2687 nucleotides. Its product is annotated as glycyl-tRNA synthetase. The transcript has 2 exons. Gene Ontology annotation, biological process: mitochondrial glycyl-tRNA aminoacylation. NCBI's taxonomy places the organism in Eukaryota, Fungi, Ascomycota, Sordariomycetes, Xylariales, Hypoxylaceae. Gene Ontology annotation, cellular component: cytoplasm; mitochondrion. Gene Ontology annotation, molecular function: glycine-tRNA ligase activity; ATP binding. The coding region runs from base 246 to 2474 and encodes 742 amino acids. The record is from RefSeq and is a predicted model, not a curated record.